CAGAUACCAAAGAUGAUGACUAGAAAGAUUAAGCUUUGGGACAUUAAUGUCCAUAUAACCUGUCAUUUAUGUAACGGAUACCUGAUUGAUGCCACCACUGUAACAGAAUGCUUACAUACUUUCUGUAGAAGCUGCUUGGUGAAGUAUUUGGAGGAAAACAACACCUGUCCAACAUGUCGGAUUGUUAUACACCAGAGCCAUCCAUUACAGUAUAUCGGUCAUGAUAGAACAAUGCAAGAUAUUGUUUACAAACUUGUGCCAGGCCUCCAAGAAGCGGAAAUGAAAAAGCAGAGAGAAUUCUAUCACAAACUGGGUAUGGAAGUACCAGGGGACAUCAAAGGGGAGACAUGCUCUGCAAAGCAACAUCUAGAUUCACAUCGCGAUGGUGAAACUAAACCAGAUGAAAAUUCAAACAAAGAAACUUCUGAAGAAAAACAGGAAGAAGAUAAUGACUAUCAUCGAAGUGAUGAACAGGUAAGCAUCUGCUUGGAAUGCAAUAGCAGCAAAUUACGUGGAUUGAAACGAAAAUGGAUCCGCUGCUCAGCACAAGCAACAGUCUUGCAUCUAAAGAAGUUCAUUGCUAAAAAACUUAACCUUUCUUCUUUUAAUGAGCUGGAUAUAUUAUGCAAUGAAGAGAUUCUUGGCAAGGACCACACACUCAAGUUUGUAGUUGUUACUAGAUGGAGAUUUAAGAAAGCACCUCUACUGCUACAUUACAGACCCAAAAUGGACUUGCUGUAGGAGAACUUUAUUGUCCUUCUGGACAGUUUUUUUUGCAGAGACUAUCAUCUGGCACCUUAGUGCAGCACUUAACUCUCAUGUGACACAAACCAGCAGAAUCAUUUUGGAACAUUGUAGUGCUUCUAUAGCAGACUGUCCUUCUGAAUAUUUCUAGGGAUGUGCUGCAUGGAUUUUUGGACAAAAAGUAUAUAUAUAUAUUUAUUUUUGUACAAAUGAAAUAAAUCACAACUCAACAGGAUUCUACCAGCACUGAGUUUACAGGUAGUGAAAACACUUCACAGUUCCAUGGAGCUCAGCCUGAUUCAUCUAUUUGUAGUUACACAAAAAUAAGUUAAAAUGGUGUGGGAGAGAUUUAAAAUGUUGCUUUUAACACCAAAUUACUACAUUUACUUAUUUUUUUGUCUUUAAACUUUACAACUUGUUUCAGUAUGUUUUUCUGAGGUGUUCUUGUUUUAUGUAGUAUGCCCAAUUAUGUCAGCUUUAAUCAAGCCAUUCUAUAGAGCAUUGAACAUACCUAAUGAUACAGUGACUGGUAAUAUUUAUUAUGCUGCAUUAAAAACUUCCUAAAAGCCUGGAGAUCCAAUUACUUCAUUAGU
This is a messenger RNA of Gymnogyps californianus (California condor), 1337 nucleotides long. RefSeq names its product polycomb group RING finger protein 3-like. NCBI's taxonomy places the organism in Eukaryota, Metazoa, Chordata, Aves, Accipitriformes, Cathartidae. Gene Ontology annotation, biological process: regulation of transcription by RNA polymerase II. The transcript has 8 exons. Gene Ontology annotation, cellular component: PRC1 complex. The record is from RefSeq and is a predicted model, not a curated record. The coding region runs from base 13 to 741 and encodes 242 amino acids.